CAAUAACAGAAUACACUUUAAAAGAAAAAAUUCAGUUCCUGAGAAAAGCGAAAUGAAAGCAAUUUUGCUCGCCUUUCUUCAAGCUCAAAUCCGUUCAAAACUGUGAACUCUUUUUAAUUACCUAAGAGAUAGAAAUUCUGGAUCUCAUAGCUUCCACGUGUUUUAUCACUUUCUUUGAUCUCUUCUGCAUUGAAUUUGAGGAGGAGGAGUUUGUUUUUGUGUUUUGUAGUGAAAAGUAAAACUGGGAUUUGAAUAUAAGAAUGAUGGAGAGAGCAGAGUCAGGACAGAAGCUAUAUACAAGAAUGCGAUUAUGGGAAUUUCCUGAUCAGUAUUUAAUUGAGCCUACUGAUGGAUCUUCUGCUUCUCCUUUGUCUAUUAAUCGUGCAGAUGGUUCUUUGACUCUUCUUGAUGGAGUACCAGAAUGCAGCUCUGUUCGUGUUCCUAAAAUCAGGACUAUUUUUGGUGUCGUUGGGAUGCUUAAGCUAGUUGCAGGUUCGUACUUAAUCGUUAUAUCAGAACGAGAGUGUGUUGGAUCAUACUUGGGACAUCCUAUCUUCAAAGUUACAUCUUUGAAGAUUUUACCUUGUGAUCGUUCUCUUAAAAAUUCACCUGCAGAACAGAAAAAGGCGGAGACUGAAUUUUCUGGGCUGCUUAAUGUUGCAGAGCGGACUUCUGGUCUUUAUUUCUCAUAUGAUGCUAAUCUAACACUGAGUGCACAGCGGUUGCAUGAUUUAGGUGACGAAUCUAAAUUACUUCCUCUUUGGAGACAGGCAGAACCCAGGUUUCUCUGGAACAAUUAUAUGUUGGAACUGCUAAUAGAUAACAAGCUCGAUCCAUACCUACUUCCCGUUGUCCAAGGGAGCUUUCAUAACUUUCAAGCAGCCAUUGGUAAAGAAAUAAUUGAUGUUACUCUGAUUGCUAGGAGAUGCACGAGGAGAACUGGUACUCGCAUGUGGCGAAGAGGAGCUGAUCCUGAUGGGUAUGUUGCCAAUUUUGUGGAAACUGAACAAAUUGUACAGAUGAAUGGAUAUACGUCAUCUUUUGUUCAGGUCCGAGGAUCAAUUCCGUUUCUUUGGGAGCAGAUCGUUGAUUUAACAUAUAAGCCUAAGUUUGAGAUUGUCAGACCUGAGGAUGCUCCUCGAGUAGCAGAGCGGCAUUUUCUGGAUUUGAGAAAAAAAUAUGGAACUGUGUUAGCCGUUGACCUUGUCAAUAAGCAUGGAGGUGAGGGACGCUUAAGUGAAAAAUUCGCCAGUGCAAUGCAGCAUAUUAUUAGUGACGAUGUAAGAUAUCUACACUUUGAUUUUCAUCGAAUCUGUGGGCAUAUUCACUUUGAGCGCCUUUCAAUCCUUUAUGACCAAAUUGUGGGUUUCCUUGAGAAAAGCGGGUUCCUUUUAUUGAAUGAAAAGGGUGAGAAAAUGAAGGAGCAAACUGUUGUUGUAAGGACCAACUGUAUUGAUUGCUUAGAUCGUACAAAUGUUACCCAGAGCAUGAUUGGUCGAAGAAUGUUAGAGAUUCAACUGAGAAGGAUUGGUGUUUUUGGCGCAGAAGAAACUAUUAGCUCACACCCAAACUUUGACGAAAGCUUUAAAAUACUGUGGGCUAAUCACGGGGAUGACAUAAGCAUUCAGUAUUCUGGUACUCCUGCUUUAAAAGGAGAUUAUGUAAGAUAUGGCCAGAGGACAACCCAAGGGAUCCUUAAAGAUGGCUGGAAUGCCCUUGCUCGCUAUUAUUUGAAUAACUUUUCUGAUGGCACAAAACAGGAUGCAAUUGAUCUCUUACAUGGGCAUUACAUUGUUUCUGUGAGCCGAGAUAUGACCCCUCCAUCUCAAAUAGGUGGAGGGCUUGAGAAUAUAGCUUCUUUUCCACUGGCUUUGUUGGUGAUCUUGAUUGGAUUCUUUUUUGCCAUGAUGUCACUUCGGCAAGUUCGAUAUGAUAUUCGGCAUUUAUUCUUCUCGAUUUUAUGGGCAAGCCUCACUUUUGGUAUUGGAGCUUUUGUGAAGGCCAAUGGAAGGGUUUUCUGCAAUCGGCCUCGUCUACAUAAGCCACGCCGUUGAUUAUAAGUUCCGAAAGCUCCAGCAACUAUAAAAAUUCCUGUGAAAUCCUCAGCUUGAUUCUUAAUUUUAUCUUCUCACAAUUUUCUUUUUAGUCUGCAAAGUUUUGAUGCUUGAUCAAUUAUAUAGUUAGAAGAUCCUCAUUUGUUGAGCAAUUUUUUGAUCUGAAUAUCACUUUUUUCCCAUCUUUUUCUUUCAUUUUCUUUCAUUUUCUUUCAUGUAUCACUGGAUCUUUCUGCCUUGUUCAAUUUUGAAACUUUUAGGUGGUAGGAUUACAGGAAUCAUUUGCAGCUUGAACCCUUUGUAUCAAACCCAUUAUGACCAACUUGUUCAGUUUUCUUUCUCAACUCUUAACUGUCAAUUACAGUUGGUAUCACUUUUAUCUGUAAAGGAUGCAAGAAAUAUUCCUGCUCUUA
This is a messenger RNA of Ricinus communis (castor bean), 2467 nucleotides long. Its product is annotated as phosphoinositide phosphatase SAC7. Gene Ontology annotation, cellular component: endoplasmic reticulum. The record is from RefSeq and is a predicted model, not a curated record. Gene Ontology annotation, biological process: phosphatidylinositol dephosphorylation. The coding region runs from base 261 to 2054 and encodes 597 amino acids. Gene Ontology annotation, molecular function: phosphatidylinositol-4-phosphate phosphatase activity. Lineage: Eukaryota; Viridiplantae; Streptophyta; Magnoliopsida; Malpighiales; Euphorbiaceae. The transcript is spliced from 21 exons.